CCGGAAAUACCAAUUACAAUAGCAAAGGACUGAGGAAUGCCACUUAUAUAAUCACUCACGUGAUCAGUACCGCAAACAAGCAAAAGCGUCGUUGCUUGAGGAACGCCGAUCUCUGUUUAUUCUCCUUCCAGCCCAGCUCACGAUUCUUCGACCUGGAAACGCGGCUGCUAUGAGCUUUCCACAGUGAGUCUGCUGUUGGACGACCUUAUUGAUGCCCUAGAAAUUCCGAUCUUCCGAUUUCACUUUGGUUGGGUUGCAUUUUUGCGAGUUCCCUAGCGGUGUGAAAACGUGUGGUUGACGGUGGCUGGAAGGGAUCAAAACAGACGCUAUUGCCCGUGGUUACCAACCGUCUCCCACCCAACAGCAACGGAACCAAACAUCUUGGUGUGCUGGAGCAAACCCGAAAAAAGAUGCCUCAUGAGAUGGGUAAGAACUUACGUCCACUCCCUGCAAGACCUUCACUUCCUGCCAUUGAGCUUUCCCGUUUCUCUCUUUAUACCUAGCAUGUAAUCAUCCUCUGGUGUUGGCUAACUUGCACCGUAACAGGCCGUGCCGCCUCGCAGGCCUCAAGUGCUGCAUCUCAAGCAACACAAAUAGUAGCGCCACAUAGUCGUCCUGGGACAGCAGAUCUCAUGCGAUCGCGCUCGGAAACAGUAGUAUCAAGAAAUGGUCGUCGCCCAAGGUCUAGAGGGUCUACCGCCAGUAUCCAUUCAAAUACCACCCAACAGACUCAGGACCAGCAUAUCACUGAUGGAUUCCCGCAAUUUCUCCCUGCUCAACCUGGUAGCGGCCACAGUGUCUUUGGAGGCAAUCCGGAGGAGAUCAUCAUGCGGUUUGGUCAACAACUUUCGCAUCCCGUGAACGGUUCCUCGCUAGACCCGACUCUCCAUGAUGCUCAUCACCCUGUCCUGCCAAGGGCCGAAGACUUCCCAAGUCAUGCAAUACAUGGUCACCAUCUUUCCCAUCAUUCUAUACCUUCAGGACUCCCCGGGUUGCCAUCCGUGCCGAUGCCGCAGUACCAAGCGAUGUAUGAUAGCGGAAUCGAGAACCACGUACCAGAACAUGUCCUAGAGGAGAACGAGAACUCUGAGGCUGGCGCGAAGAAGAAGAAAGGCUCAAGCUCUUCUCUUGCUAACGACAAUGAACUGCGGAAACUGCUCCGGCAAUACGAAGGGUUUUCUCUGAAGCAGAUGGCAGCGGAGGUCCUCAAACAUGAAGGCGCCGGCGGUAAGGCCGAAAAGGUCAAGCAAGUCUUUGCUAUGAUAUGGUUGAAAGAAAACUGCAGAAAAAGCAGCGGUUCUGUUCGGCGCGAUCGUGUCUACUGCUGUUACGCAGAGAAGUGUGGAACCGAACGUGUUUCCGUUUUAAACCCUGCUUCUUUUGGGAAGCUUGUGCGGAUAAUAUUUCCUAAUGUGCAGACUAGACGGCUCGGCGUCCGUGGUGAGUCGAAAUAUCACUAUGUCGACUUAACAGUCAUCGAGGAGAAACAGCAAAAGCCGCCCCCGCUGAACCCUCAAGCACCGGCCAAUGUAACCAGUUCAGUAGCGAUCCCUGAACAUAAAGUCGGCGAAGCGAUGCAGAAGAGUAUCGCACCACAACCUCCUGCGGACACUGCAGUGUUCCCUUCCCCUACCACUUCAUUCACUCCCAGAUCCUCAGGAAGUCUUCCGAGCUCAGAUUGCGGCUGUCAGGCUUCGCCUCGGUCUGGUGACCACUCCACCAUUACCCUCGAAAACGUAGCUAGCCACUCUGGAAAGAUGAUUCACCAGAUGCUCCAACUGCAAUCCACCGAAGACCCAUCCAUUGAUAACGAUGUGCUCCAGCUUCCUGACAUUAAGGACUAUCUUCCUGCCCACACGGAUUCGAAGGUUGCUGCUGCCCUGGCCGCCCUCUAUCGGACCCAUUGUAUUUCUGUCAUCGACAGCUUCCGAUACUGCAAAGAGCGGAACCUACGACAUUACUUCUCUGCCUUCCAUGGAACCCUGACUGUGCCCGUGCAGAAGCUACUGACACACCCUAACCUCGCACCGUGGAUUAAGGAAUGUGAUUGGCUUAUGUACCAGAAAAUGAUUGCAUUUGUAGCACCACUCACAACUCAGGUUGUCCCGAAGCUCGUCCUAGACACCUUUAGCUCGAUCUCGCAAAGGCUUACCGCUCAUAUUGCGGAUACAUUCAAAGCCCAACCUAUACAUGUUUCAUUAGCCAGGUUAAUACCGGCUCAUAUAUUCUGCAAUCUGCUUAGACACAUGCUCGAUGUGAAUCAGUCUGCCAAUGCCGCCGCAGCCUGGCUGUGCCAUCCUGACAACCGAAACCAAAUGUGGUUUGACUUCAAGACGUUGGUAGAUCCAAAUGAGAUGAUUUCUAAAGCGAAUAUCCCAAGCUGUGCGGAAGGGGCCACCGAACAAAUUCUAAAGCAUGAUGUUCGAGCCCUGCUCACUCCCAUCACUGAUAUGAACCCUGCCGCUGCCCAUUCGUUCUACACAAAACCUGACUCGGAAGAAAACAGUCAGGCACGCAGGUAUCCUGUGCAGUCGUCUACCGGUGACGAAUAUAACUUUCCGGAUAAGUGGAUGUCUUUUAUUCUCAAUUUACCAUUAGCGUUCCCAAAUCAUCGUACGCAAUGCAUUAUAGAGAAGGUUGAUGCGCUGUGGGAUUGCAUCCUUCGCCGAUUAACGCUAGGAGGUGCUCAGAGCUUUAGUGCUUGGUGGAUGACGAAGGUUUUUUUUCAUGAGAUGAUGCUCUGGCAGGCCGAAAAGGGGGGUUUUAUGCGCCAUACCCCGAGCACGUUACAGAGCGCCAGCUCGAGGCCAGGUCAGCAAGGACCAAAUGACCUUCUCAUGAAACAGCCCGUCUAUCCAGACCCUGUUAAGAAUAGAUCAUUUAUGGCUUCCGACACACAGCCCAUUACUGAAUCACAGCCUGGGAUAGACCAUUCCUCUGGCCCGGUCGAGAGUGUUCCUUCGGCCCGGGCUUCUCUGGACCGUCCACAGGUGGAAGCAGAAUCGCAAUCUAAUGAUGAAAAACCCACGGAGAUUUCCGAGAAUAUUGCCGGUUUCCACGCCUCAAACAAUGAUGACAGCGCGAUUGACCUUGAUGAUGAUUCGAUGCUAAUGACUGUGGGAAAAUAUGGCGAUAUGAUGGCCUCUGAUCCAGCAGAUGCUGAAGGUGAUGUUGUCGUCAUAUAAUUGACUAUACAUAUCCACUUGAUAUUUCACCUUUGCUGUUUGGAAAAACAAGAACAACCAGGUUUUCAUUUGUUUAUCGGUGGAGUUGGAUCCUCUUUUCAGGAGUAUUUUUUUUGGUUGGUGAUUAUUUACGUUCAUGUACAAGGAAGUUUCGGCGUUAGACGAUCUUCGCACGAGAGACGAGAAACGAGCAUCGAUCGAGAUACAUCAGCCUACCGCACUGCGGAUUUCUUUCAGUUGAUAAUCAUACACAUUUAAUAGCGUGGUUGAUCCCGCUCUGAGUCGCUUAUUGUUUUUUGAUGUUUUUCUCCCUGUCGGAGACUGACCUGUUGUACAUAAGUUUUGGUCAACCUGUUUGCAGAUGAUCCACAAUUUCCCUCUUC
Molecule: messenger RNA, 3568 nt
Organism: Aspergillus alliaceus
Lineage: Eukaryota; Fungi; Ascomycota; Eurotiomycetes; Eurotiales; Aspergillaceae
Product: RFX family transcription factor
Exons: 3
Coding region: 633-3185 (850 amino acids)
Biological process (GO): regulation of transcription by RNA polymerase II
Molecular function (GO): RNA polymerase II cis-regulatory region sequence-specific DNA binding; DNA-binding transcription factor activity, RNA polymerase II-specific
Source: RefSeq, a predicted model, not a curated record